AUGGCUAGCCAUCAUGGUGCCCUCGCCAGCGUGAUCAUCGACUCGCUCGCCUACCUCUCCCUCCUCGGCGUCUUGCUCAUCACGUUCCGACGCUAUCACACCCACAAGUCCGCCGAGGUCGCCGCCGCCGUCGCACAUGCUAAAAGUGCUCGGCGCCGCCCCGCGGACGAGGACGGGGACGACCCUCCGCCCGGUUCGCCUAUCAGUCCGCACGGGGGCAUGACGCAGGUUGGAGGCCCCGCUAGCGUACGGGCUGCUGCUGGUGAUGAAGCCGUCUCAGGGGUGGCGACGCGAGCUCGUCGGGCUGAUAGGAGGAAUGGUUCCGGACCGCUUUCCAGGUUCAGCGAGCAGAGCGCGCUGGCAGACCUCACAUUGGGUUCAUCGAACUACUACGCUGACGCAUUCGCCAGUGCUGCCUCUGCGGACGAACAAGAACGCGGGCAUACGAGUGACGCGGGCGCGCCUGAGGGGCGGUUGGACUCCCGCUGGGUGGCCACAGUUGCGGGCAGCGUGGGCGCAGCCGGGAUGCGCUACCUGCAGUCGUCUGCCAGCCGAUUGCGAGUCGCUGAACAUCAAGACGCUCGCGCCGGGCGAGACGACUGCAUGAAUCGCGAGGGACGCAGGGCAAGGACGACGAGGGCAUUGAGAGGGCGAGAGGAGAAUGCAGCGAAAGGGAGAGAGAAGGGUAUAGUGCGAACUGACAGAACGGGCGUGAAGGCUCGAACUUGGAAGGCGAUUGACGAAUGGGAGGCCCCCGAUUUCCCUGGUGUUCAAGGAGGCGGCUCUUCCGUGACGGUGGUCGAAAACGCCCUUGUGCUUGACUCGACGGAGAUGGCGGGGCAGUACCCCCGGAGCGCGUCGUCCAUGGACCACGUCCGGGGCACAUCGCCCUAUGUACCGACACACAAAGCCCAGUGUGCACGGGCAGGGCAUAUGCAGCGCAAUGCGCCCGCGCUGCCCGUACAUCCAGGGCGCACCAAGGGGUGGGAGGGGUUCUCUGGUGAUGGAUCGGAUCAGCACCUCGGAGAAACGGUCAGAGGCGCGCGGCGAGCAGACAAACUCACUGAGUACGUAGUCUCGGCGGCGUCGGACUCGCCUCCGAAUUGGGGCUCGUCCAAGGAUGAUCCACUCACUGUCUAA
Messenger RNA from Fomitopsis serialis, 1140 nucleotides. RefSeq lists its product as uncharacterized. The transcript has 3 exons. NCBI's taxonomy places the organism in Eukaryota, Fungi, Basidiomycota, Agaricomycetes, Polyporales, Fomitopsidaceae. Bases 1 to 1140 code for a protein of 379 amino acids. The record is from RefSeq and is a predicted model, not a curated record.